Messenger RNA from Nicotiana tabacum (common tobacco), 2068 nucleotides. RefSeq lists its product as uncharacterized. The record is from RefSeq and is a predicted model, not a curated record. Gene Ontology annotation, biological process: transmembrane transport. Gene Ontology annotation, cellular component: membrane. Gene Ontology annotation, molecular function: transmembrane transporter activity. Lineage: Eukaryota; Viridiplantae; Streptophyta; Magnoliopsida; Solanales; Solanaceae.
GCGAAGAACAGUAGGAAAGCAAUAGAAAACGAAACGUUAGUAGUCAAUUUCAAAUCCCUAAUAAUUAAAACUUCCAUUGACUCUUCCUGUUCCUCUCAAUCUUUUCAAUGUACACUUAAUCAAAUGAACAUUUUACAGAUAGAUUAUUGUUAUUAUUUAUAAAGAAAAUUAGUUUUUGUAUGAAUUUAUACAACCAAUGUUACUUGUUCUUGUAAUUAUAGCCGCCAGAUCAUCAUCAUCAAUUUCUCGAUGAGUGAUUCUCAGUUCUCUUCUCUUUCUUCCUCCUCCUACGACGGCUCCGCUUCUCCCUCCCCCGCCGCUCCCCCGCCGGAUGUGGUGGGGAAUGGGUCGAGUGGAGAUGCUAAUAGAUCUCGACAACUGAUCACUUCACAAGUUUCACGGCAUUGGCGAGAUGUGUUCUGGAUGGGGGUAUUCAUGUUGCAUCUAGUAUUGGUAGGUGUGGCACUUGCUGUAUUGGGGUUUAACAGGUUUAGGGAAAAGGAUAGGCUCAAAAUCGAUAGGUUCACGAACAUGUUCCUUGAGAAUCAGCCUGGUUUGACUGAGGACUUUUGGCCUUUGUAUGCCGUGGCUGGCACAGUGGGAACAGUUCUGGCAUGGGCUUGGUUGUUGUUGCUUGGUUCAAGUGCUAAUAGCAUGAUGAAAUUCUCGGUUCACAUCUUAACCACAUAUCUUGCUGUGAUCAGUGUGUUGUGUUUCUGGCAGAAGCAAUUUUUCUGGGGUGUUGCAUUUGCUGUUGGUGCAGUAUUGCAGUUUUUGUACGUAAUAUCAGUCAUAGACAGACUUCCAUUUACCAUGUUGGUGUUACAAAGAGGUGUGAAGAUGGUGUGGAGCCUUCCUGAAGUUGUGGGAGUCUCAUGUGCAUUCAUGCUAGUCAUGCUUUCAUGGCUAGUACUUUGGUCUUUUGGAGUAGCUGGUGUUGUAGCGCUUAGUAUUGGUGAUGGUGGACGCUGGUGGCUUCUUGUGGUGAGCUGGCAAGUGUUCUGUGUGAGUCUAUUUUGGACUGGUGCAGUACUGUGUAACAUUAUUCAUGUAAUAGUGUCGGGCAUGGUGUUUCUAGUUCUCAUUAAUGGUGGUCGGCAAGCAGCCUCAAUGCCUCCCAAACCAGUGAUGAGAUCCUUACGCUAUGCUGUUACAACCUCGUUUGGCAGCAUCUGCUAUGGUUCACUUUUUACAGCUGCGAUCCGGACAUUACGGUGGAAGAUUAGAGGAGUCAGAUCAAAGAUUGGCAAGAAUGAGUGUUUGCUUUGCUGCGUUGAUUUCCUCUUUCAUUUGGUUGAGACCUUAGUCCGUUUCUUCAAUAAAUAUGCUUAUGUCCAGAUUGCAGUUUAUGGUAAAAACUUUAAUCGCUCGGCAAGAGAUGCCUGGGAGUUAUUCCAAUCAACGGGGGUUGAAGCACUUAUUGCCUAUGACUGCUCAGGUGCUGUUAUAUUGAUGGGAACUCUUGUGGGUGGGCUGGUAGCCGGAACUUGUGCAGGAAUUUGGACAAGGAUCAAGCAUCCUGACAGAGUGAUGAUGGUGGGUUCUACUUCCUUGUUGAUGGGAAUGAUCUUGGUUGGACUGGCUACAGUUGUGGUGGAAAGCGCGGUAACAUCCAUAUAUAUCUGUUAUGCCGAAGAUCCUGUGUUAAUACAAAGAUGGGAUGCGGAGUUUUUCAACAAGAUGUCAGAGAUGCUACACCAGCGAUUACAACAUAGAAGUGCUCGGGCAACUCAAGUAUUGACCAGCAGAUUUGACAGCCAAAUGCAAGAAACUGCUGCCGUCUGAAUUCCCCACAUUUUUUACAUUCAUCUUUAAGCUCCUUGUCUUCCUGUACUAGUUUUUUAUUUUGUCAAUAGGUCUGUAGAUAGAUAAAAUCCAUUCCGGUCUAUUUCCCAUCUCAAAGGGAAGGGAAAGCCUCAGUUUGAGAUUAUUCCAAAUAGCUUGUAUUUUUUUUAAUUUUAUUUUUGGUUUUUGGUUAUAUAAGUAUCUUAGGUUUUAGAAUGGAUGGGAAGAGAACUUUUGAAGUUUCUGAUCUUAAUAUGUAUAAUUAAGACAGUUUGUUAUCUUA